Archocentrus centrarchus (flier cichlid) is the source of this 1131-nucleotide messenger RNA. RefSeq lists its product as uncharacterized. Gene Ontology annotation, cellular component: external side of plasma membrane. The record is from RefSeq and is a predicted model, not a curated record. Lineage: Eukaryota; Metazoa; Chordata; Actinopteri; Cichliformes; Cichlidae. Gene Ontology annotation, molecular function: transmembrane signaling receptor activity. The transcript has 10 exons. The coding region runs from base 1 to 1131 and encodes 376 amino acids. Gene Ontology annotation, biological process: cell surface receptor signaling pathway; immune response.
AUGAAGGCUGCAUCUGUUUCUCUGCUCCUUGGUGUAUGUGUGCUGCUGCUGUCUGCACCGACUGUUUCUGCAGUCUCUCUGUCUGUCAGUCCAAACCUUCAGCAGUUCUUCAGAGGAUCUUCUUCAGUGUCUCUGAGCUGUGUUGAUGGAUGGACAGUGAAGAGGACCAGAGGAGGACUCACUGAGAACUGUGGAGCAGGUGCAGGUUUUGUGGUGUUUAAUGAAUCCUCCUGUGUUCUGGAUCUCUCCUUCUCCUCUCAUGGAAGUUACUUCUGUGAAAACUCUUCUGGACAGCAGAGUAAUGAAGUCUCCAUCAGUGUUUCAGCUGGUUCUCUGAUCCUGGAGAUCCCUGCACUUCCUGUGAGGACAGGAAGUGACAUCACCCUGCUUUGCAGACAAAAGGAUGUUGACAAAGUUGCAGCUUAUUUCCGUUUUAAUGGAAGUAAUGUUGGAUCUGGACGUAAAUCAGAGCACACCAUCACUAACAUCCAGCAGUCUGAUGAAGGUCUCUACUCAUGUUCCACUGAUACAUUGGGAUCAUCUCCUCAGAGCUUUCUGAGGGUCAGAGGUCCUCUUCCUCCUCAUGUACAGAGCACCACAGCCUGCACCUCUCCUGGUAUUUCUGCUCCUCCCUCUUCCUUCCCUCCUCGUCCCUCCAUCAUUCCAGCUGUAGAAGGUCUGGUUUCUGUGGUUCUUCUGGUUCUGGUUGGAGUUCUGUUCUUCUACAGGAAACUAAAAGGAAGGAGUGACUCCUCCCCUGUAGAUGUAACUUAUGCUGAAGUCACCACCACACAGAGAGGUCGUGCUGAGGUCACCUAUGGUCAGGUGGUCUUCAACAAUAAGAAGAAAGCUAGCAGGAUGACAGGCUUGUUGCUGGACAAGUCUAACUACCACUUCCGUCGCGCUCUCAAUUUCCUCUACCGUAAUGUGAUCACUAUCAUGCCUUUGUCUGGAUGUCAUCCUCCUGAUUCUCGCCACCACCUUAAGGAGCCUCCCCUUUCCACUCCUCCCAUCGAGAGCCUAAAUCCUCAGGAAGAGGCUCAUCCCAUCCAGCACCCUGUCGACACAAAUCCUGCAGAAUACGCUUUCCGCAUAAGAUCUGCACCACCCCACCACAGGAACCUCAAAUAG